Molecule: messenger RNA, 450 nt
Organism: Morchella importuna
Lineage: Eukaryota; Fungi; Ascomycota; Pezizomycetes; Pezizales; Morchellaceae
Exons: 1
Coding region: 1-450 (149 amino acids)
Source: RefSeq, a predicted model, not a curated record
AUGAUAUGGAUAACCAAUCAUCUUCGAAAGGAUAUAAACGAUACCGCUCUCGGCUUCACUAUACCCUACGAGCAUAGGGACACUAAAUUCAACAGACGAGUCCAAACCGCGAUUAAUGGUGUGGAUAUCUAUGAUGGACGCUUGGAAACCUCCCGCGACGCGCUCAGCGAUAUGUCCGCCGAACUAGAUAACUCACUUGACACCCUGCUGGCCCGGCUUAAGGCGGAGAUAGAGAGACGUGAAAUGGAGGAAGAAAAGCAAAGGAACAUAAAGUUCAAGCUGAAGGGAACUUAUAAAGCGGCAUAUAAACUUCGAGAAAUCCACAAAGCAGUGGAUCUCAACCCGGAAACAGUGCCUGUUGGUAACAAUCUAAAGAAAAUGAAGAGGGCUGUGGGGGGGUUUGUUUAUGAGGUGAACCAGGGCAUGGCUGUGGUGAAUGGGCCUAGCUGA